AUGAAGAAGUUUAAGCAGAAAGUCGAACACGAAUUCGACCAGCUGGAGGAGAGUUUCCGAGACACCCAUAUCCACGACGCCAAAGCGUCGGCGACGCAUCUGAAGCACAAGGUGGGCAAGCUUUUUAACAUCGUCAACCCGAAUCACCGUCAUGAUGAGGAACAUGAGCAAGCGACAGACCGGAAGCGCUCGGCCAUUUCCGAAUCGCAUCGCUUCCAGUCCUUUGCACCCAUCCAUGACGGCAAUCGCGUCAAAUGGUAUGUUGAUGCCAUGGAUUACAUGUGGGCAGUCUCGGAGGCCCUAGAAAGGGCCACAGAGACCAUCUAUAUCGCCGAUUGGUGGCUUUCUCCCGAGUUGUUCCUGCGCCGCCCUCCAGCCAACCACCGGGAAUGGCGGUUGGACCAUAUUUUGAAGCGUCGCGCGGAGGCGGGUGUGAAGAUUUACGUGAUUGUCUACAAGGAGGUCAACCAAGCGUUGACCUGUAAUUCGGCACACACCAAGCAUGCAUUGCAAAGUCUUUGCCCUGAAGGCACACCGGGCCAUGGCAACAUUCGAGUGCUACGCCAUCCAGACCAUAAUGUCUUUGAGAAUGCUGCCGACAUGACUCUCUACUGGGCACACCACGAAAAAUUCAUUGUGAUUGACUACGCAGUGGCCUUUAUCGGCGGCAUUGACCUCUGCUUUGGCCGGUGGGAUGCUAACCAGCACGCCCUGGCCGAUGUGCAUCCCGCGGGCUUGAGGGAUGUCAUCUUCCCUGGCCAGGACUUCAACAAUAACCGUAUCAUGGAUUUCCAGAGCGUGAACGACUGGCAAAACAAUGAGUUGAGCAAGGCCGAAUACGGGCGGAUGCCGUGGCACGAUGUGGCAAUGGGCUUGAUCGGCGAUUGCGUCUACGAUAUUGCAGAGCAUUUUGUGCUGCGCUGGAAUUUCGUCAAGCGCGACAAGUACAAGCGCAGCGACGACGUGGAUUGGCUCUUGAUGGAAGGCCGCACCGGAGAGGACGAAGAUUUAGUUGGUGUCCAGCGGCCCAAGUACCCCUGUGGCGAGUAUAUCCAACAUCCACUGUCUCCAUUGGGCGGCAAGCCUCGUGGACAGCAGGGAUCUGUUCGGGCGCAACUCGUGCGGAGCAGUGACGAUUGGAGCAGUGGCAUUCUGAACGAGCAUAGUAUUCAGACUGCAUACUGCGAAAUCAUUCGCAAUGCCCAGCACUUCGUUUACAUUGAGAACCAAUUCUUCAUCACCGCCACCGGCGACCAGCAACGCCCCAUUUUCAACACCAUCGGCCGUUCCAUUGUCGAUGCCUGCGUUCGAGCAGGCAAGGAAGGCCGCAAGUUCCGUGUCAUCAUCGUCAUGCCUGCCAUCCCAGGCUUUGCGGGCGACCUGCGUGACUCUGCGGCAACGGGUACCCGAGCGAUCAUGGACUACCAGUACAAAUCUAUCUGCCGAGGCGAGCACUCAAUCAUGGGCCAGAUUAAAAAGGCGGGCGUGGAUCCUACGCAGCACAUCUUCGUCUUUGCUCUCCGUGCCUACGACCGAAUCAACAAGACUCCGGCACUUCUAGAGCUCGAGAAAGAGGCAGAUGUGAAAUAUCAGGAUCUCCAGCGGGGUAUCGCCGAGUCGAUCAUGGGUGAGAGUGUGCAUCCUUCCGUCGGGAAAGAAGGUGACCAGAACGAGAAGAGCUAUGAUAUCGAUGACUCGCAAAAGCAGCAGAAUUUGAAGAAGCUAGCGAAGUUUGAGGAGCAAGUGGAGAAGCGUAAGGCGCAACAGGGUGAUGCCAGCAGGGACUCGGUGGCUCACACCACCAUGCUGAAUGGUGGGAACAUGUCGGAUGAGAUCUGGGAAGGCGACCCCGAAGCGGAGAAGGCCAAUUUUGUCCAGGAAGAGCUGUACGUGCAUGGCAAGGUGUGCAUUGUCGACGACCGCGUUGCCAUUUGCGGAAGUGCCAACAUCAACGACCGGUCUCAGCUCGGUUCGCAUGACAGUGAACUCGCUAUUGUCCUGGAGGACCAAGACUUCAUGGAGAGUCAGAUGGAUGGCAAACCAUACCGUGCAGCUCGGCUAGCGGCGACUCUACGCCGCCAGCUCUGGCGCGAACACCUGGGCCUCUUGCCCGCGCAGGAUUACGACGCCACGGGCCACCCGAACGCUCGAUCGCCCGCUGACUGUCUCAACCAGAUCUUAGAGGACGAUCAUAACGAGUUCGUGACCGAUCCGCUUAGCGACGCGGUCUGGAACACCUGGACUGAGCAGGCCAGCGUCAACACGGAGACGUAUCGGAUGCUGUUCCGCGCAGAUCCAGAUGACCAUAUCAAGACCUUUGAUGAUUAUGACAAUUUCCGGCCGCGUGGGUCACACAAGGAGGGCCAUCUAUUCGAUCCGUAUCUGCCGGUUCAGGAAGUGCGCCAGAAGCUCGAUCGCAUCAAGGGCCAUUUGGUGUGGUUACCGCUAGAUUUCCUUAGCGACGCGGAGAUGGCCGAGCCUGGACUGGCAGUGAACCAAAUCACCGAGAGCAUCUACACGUAG
This is a messenger RNA of Penicillium canariense, 2523 nucleotides long. RefSeq lists its product as uncharacterized. The transcript is spliced from 7 exons. Gene Ontology annotation, molecular function: D-type glycerophospholipase activity. The record is from RefSeq and is a predicted model, not a curated record. Gene Ontology annotation, biological process: cell motility; intracellular signal transduction; phosphatidic acid biosynthetic process. The coding region runs from base 1 to 2523 and encodes 840 amino acids. NCBI's taxonomy places the organism in Eukaryota, Fungi, Ascomycota, Eurotiomycetes, Eurotiales, Aspergillaceae.